UGUGUUGUCAGUGCAGGGAAGCAGUGCUGAAGGCUUCGAAACAUUGUGAUAAACUCGAAAUACAAGCAUAAAGUGGCCGUGUCCCCCAUAAUAUUAGAUUCUAUAAACAUUUAGCUAUGUAUAUGCUAAGUUUAUUUGGCGUAAUUAUCGCCCAACUCGUAGUUAGCAGGGCGUUUUAUCUGCCUGGGUUGGCACCUGUGACGUACUGUGAAGAAGGAAAAACCACGGAUACAUGCAAGUCGGUGAUCAGCCUAUAUGUGAACAAACUUGACUCAGUAGAAUCUGUCAUUCCUUAUGAAUAUCAUAGUUUUGAUUUCUGUGUGAGUGAUGAAUCGUCCUCACCUGUGGAGAAUCUCGGCCAGGUUGUCUUUGGCGAGAGGAUUCGGCCAUCGCCCUACAAGAUAAGCUUCAAUAAGGUCGAAGAAUGCAAGGAGUUGUGCAAGAAGUCUUACGACCCCAAGAAGCCCGAUGAGAUGAAGAAGCUUGCCUUCCUCAAGAAGGGCAUCAUGUUAAACUAUCAACAUCACUGGAUCAUUGAUAACAUGCCUGUGACCUGGUGCUACGACGUUGAAGGAGACCAGAAGUACUGCUCACCCGGCUUCCCCAUCGGCUGCUACGUCACCAAGGAGUCCAAGGCCAAGGAUGCGUGCGUCACUAGCGCCGAAUUUCACAAACCUGACACCUAUUACGUGUUCAAUCACGUCGACAUCACCCUGACCUACCACAGCAGUACCGAUGCGGACUGGGGUUCAGUCGUUACCAGUGGUGUUGGUGGAAGACUCAUCUCCGCCAAGCUUGAACCCAAGAGUAUGAAGCACGAUCCAACCAAAAAGGGAGCUGAUGCCUGCAAGAACGCUCCUGCCAUGGCUGUCCCCGGAGAAGACAAGGCGAAAGUCGACAUCAAGUUCACAUACUCGGUGUUCUUCCAGGUGAACAACAACAUCAAGUGGUCAUCUCGCUGGGACUACAUCCUCGACUCGAUGCCUCACACCAACAUCCAGUGGUUCAGCAUCAUGAAUUCUCUCGUCAUUGUCCUAUUCCUCUCCGGUAUGGUCGCCAUGAUUCUCCUCAGGACACUCCACAAGGAUAUCGCCAGAUACAACCAGAUGGACAACUCGGAGGAUGCUCAGGAAGAGUUUGGUUGGAAGUUGGUCCACGGUGAUGUUUUCCGUCCACCAAGGAAGGGCAUGCUCCUCUCCAUCUUCCUCGGAUCUGGUGUUCAGAUCUUCUUCAUGUCCAUGAUCACACUCGUGUUUGCCUGCCUCGGCUUCUUGUCUCCUGCUAACCGUGGUGCCCUGAUGACCUGCUCACUGGUCCUCUACGUCUGCCUCGGCACCCCAGCCGGCUACAUCUCGGCCAGGAUGUACAAGAUGUUCGGCGGCGAGAGGUGGAAGACCAACGUAAUCAUGACUGCUUUCUUCUGCCCUGGUUUCGUGUUCAGUUUGUUCUUCAUCAUGAACCUGAUCCUCUGGGCCAAGGGUAGUAGCGCGGCCAUCCCGUUCGGAACACUUGUCGCUCUUCUCGCACUGUGGUUCUGUGUCUCAACACCCCUUACCUUCGUUGGGGCUUACUUUGGAUUUAAAAAGAGGACUGUUGAGCACCCAGUCAGGACCAACCAGAUUCCUCGCCAGAUUCCCGACCAGUCAUUUUACACGAAACCAUUGCCAGGCAUCUUCAUGGGCGGUGUCCUGCCAUUUGGAUGCAUAUUUAUACAGCUGUUUUUCAUCUUAAAUAGUAUAUGGUCUCACCAGAUGUACUACAUGUUUGGAUUUCUCUUCUUAGUCUUUGUAAUUCUAAUUGUCACCUGCUCUGAAGCCACAAUCCUCCUGUGUUAUUUCCAUCUCUGUGCUGAGGACUAUCACUGGUGGUGGCGUUCGUUCCUGACGAGUGGCUUCACCGCGUUCUAUCUCUUUAUCUACUGCAUCCAUUACUUCGUGGCCAAGUUAGAUAUAGAGGGCGCUGCCAGCACCUUCCUCUAUCUCGGUUACACCACGAUCAUGGUGUUCCUAUUCUUCUUGCUGACAGGUUCCAUUGGAUUCUUUGCGUGUUUCUGGUUCGUCUCUAAGAUCUACAGUGUGGUCAAGGUGGAUUAGAGAAAACGAUGGAUUAUAAGAAGAUACAACGGAUUAAGAUAGACUUUGUCUCGGAUAUGAGGCUGUGGAUCAUUUAUGCAUCAAGUUGGUGCAGAGUUUAGAAAAGGAGUUGCCCAUGCCAUCGCUGGGUUGGCAGACAAUGUGUAUAGGUCGUUCCAAUAUCAGUCGAACAAACGUAAGGGGUUUGUGUGCAGCUGUAACUAGCUGCUGUCUCAUUAUAAUUAUCGACUUUGAUGGGUAUUUGGAUGUAGGUGAACAGGAGAAAGAAAUGGGGUGAAUUAAUGUUAGUGUUUACGAGACUAUAUAGCCUAUUUAUGCUGCUUCAAGGCUCAUUUAUUGCGAGAAAAGACCAGUGUAUUUGGCCUUGAUGAUGUUAAAGCAAAAACACUUGCGUGAACUUUACCUCUCAGAUCUUUCAAGUAAGUUUAUCUGGGAUGUCAAAACUACAUGCACUUUGUCAACCAUUCUCAUUCUUUUCUCAGAGUUUCAUUUAUUUAUUAUGAUGCAAUUGGUUUCAACCUAUCAAAACCAAUAGUUAUGUCUGACAAGAAUUUGAGGUGGAUUCUUAAUUGGCCUUGUUUUUAUAUUUCUGCGGCAGUAGUUAUAACAUUGUCGGUACCAAUGGUAGUACCAGUGGCAGUAGUUAUAACAUUGUCGGUACAAAUGGUGGUACCACAAUUGUUAAUACCAGUGGUGGUAUCAUUGUUAGUGCAAUUGGUGGCACUAGUGGUAGAACCAGUGGUAGUACUAGUGCUAGUGGUAGAACCAGUGGGAAUACCAUUGUUAGUGCCAGUGGUGAGCGGUGAAACCAGUGGUAGUACCAGUGGUACUACUUGUGCUAGUGAUAGAACCAGUGGUAGCACUAUUGUUAGUACCAGUGGUGUUCCCAGUGGUAGAAGCACUGGCGGUGGCAUGAAACAGGACUACAUGUAUAAAAGGGAUUAAUAUUUUUUUGGCAACUUCUGUCCAGGUACUCAGUGUUUCAAGGGUGAAAUGCUGACUAUCUACCUGAUGUCAUUGUAUUUAUUCAUUUUUUCAUUGGACAUUCCUGAUUUGCGUCCCUUUUCAUAAUAAAAGGCUGGUAAAAUGUAGAAUAUUUUAUUAGUUUUUGCUCUCUUAUAACUACUUAACCAAGAUUUACUUGACUAACACUUUAACGGUUUGAAUGUGGAAACUUGCUUCUUGAAUUUUUGUUCCCCCAAUACUGGUAGUAUUUCAGCCAGACAUCCGUAAAGGCUAGGCAGAAAUAGGCACUGUCUGAAAAGGCGUGGUGCGGUGCCCUGCUUUAAAUGGAAAUGCAUUUGCCGCUGAUGGAAGAGGACAGGGUAACAAGAGAAAAUGCCGACAGAGAAUACCCUUUAGCUGAAUCUCUACUCAAGUCCAGAACUAACUUGAAGUGGAAGCAUAGCUUGAAUGAACAUACUAAAUUCAAGAAAAAAUGGCACUACACGCAAACAAGCCCGAAAUGGCUGGGAAAAUUUGUAUUUCGCGUCAAAUGGAUCAUUCUAAGUCAUGCUUUGCGCAAUUCGGGCAAAGUAAGUAUCUUGAGACAUUUUUGACUUCGAACUUUCAGAUGAAAUAGGCCUAGAUCAUUUCUGUAAAAUAUAUGACCUGCCAUGACGGAACAAGUCGCAUGUCGCUCCGAGCUUGACAGGUUGAGACGGACUGGUUGUUCAUUUCACUGUUGUCUGCCUUUUGUGACACCUGAGUACGUCAAUUUCUUCUAUUACGUCCUGUUGUCAUUUUAGGCUCAUCUUCUGUGCGACAUAUGACUCAUUUUGACUUGGUGGGUCUCAUAUUUCAUAUUCUGUGUGAAAUCAUCAAAAAUUCGGUUGUCAUUUUUGUGUGAAACGGAGUAUAGUGUGCUAUAGUAUCAAGAAAAUUGAAACGUUUUAAAUGAUGUUUGUCUGUGACCUUUGAACACUUCAUGAUGCGUGGAUAGAUGCAGUGUAUAGACACAGUAUAUGUUGUAUGUAUUAUGCUCUAUCAACCCCUUCAUAAUAUUAUCUAAACCAAGCUUAUUGCAUGGAACACAUGCUUAUGAAAACACGUUGUAUGGAAAAUGGUUUUCGUACCCUAUUAAAGUGGAAAAAUGGUUUUCAUAUCCUGUUGGAGUGGAAAAUGGUUUUCGUACCCUGUUGGACUUGAGAUAUAUGACCUGCCAUGACGGUACACUUUUUUCAUUCGUACUCCUGUUGGAGUGGCAAAUGGUUGUCGUACCCUCUUUGAGUGGAAAUAUGGCCUUCGUUCCCUAUUUGAGUGGAAAAAAAAUGGCCUUCGUACCCUAUUUGAGUGGAAAAAUGGCAUUCGUACCCUACUAGAGUGGGAAAAAAAGGCCUUCGUACCCUAUUAGAGUGGGAAAAAAGGGUUUCUUACCCUAUUAGAGUGGAAAAAUGGUUUCUGUGCAGUAUUAGAGUAAAAAAGGUUUUCGUACCCUGUUAGAGUCGAGAAAAAAGGUUUUCUUACCCUAUUACGAGUCCAAAAUGGUUUUUCGUACCCUAUUGGAGUGGAAAAUGGUUUUCGUACCCUACGAGAGUGUAGAGGUAUUUUGUCUGUUGUGAAUUUUCUUUGCCAACCCAUUCGAUGUGACGAACGCAGUUUUUCAUGAGCCGAAAUAUGUGUGCUGUAGAAAUAGUUCUUGUCGGUAUUUGUGUUCCUGCACAAAUUUCAUUUUGAUUUAUUAAUAAAGAUUAAUCUUUAUUAAUUCUUGCUACACUGUACAUUGUAUCUAUGUCUUGAUCAGUGAUUAUUUAUGGUUGGUCCUGAGAAAUCUUACGACAGGGCCAUGUUUGUAUCAUUACCAAUGAUAUGAUUGGAAAGUAAUAUAUGGAUGAGGUGAAUGGCAUGGUGUUUUGUUGUUGAUAGAUUUGUAAAUGAUCUUUAAAAGAUUAGAAAUUAAAUAUGUGGCGUGUGGCUAAGAUAGUAGGAAGAAGUUUGCAAAUUCUGUUGACUUUGAAGCACAUGUAUUCACAGCAGCGAUGGUCAGGGGCAUAACGCUGACCUGUGACCUUUAAUCCUUUGCCUACUGAGCCACUUCCCACCUGGGACUCGAGAGCACUUUUUCCAUAAUUGUAUUUACCUGUCAGAAACGCUGUGAGUACUAGCCAUUGUGUAGUUCUAAUGGCCGCCGAAUGUUGAGACAAUACCACCAAUGACUAUUCAUAGGUUGGAGGGUCCAGGCCUAUCAAUUAGACGCGAGUAUGUUUUUAACUCUCAAGUACAUAUUUGGAGAGGUAUUGAACAAAUAUUUGCUGUGGCAAGUCUACAGAUAUAAAGAAAUUGUUUGAUGAAAAAAUUAAUUUCGAAUUUUGCUAAUUUGGUAAUAGAGGGUGUGUUUUGAGAUUUUUCUGCCAGUUGGCUGAAAAGAGUGGAAUAUAUCAAUGUCUGUCUAAUUUGUCGAUUAUCAAAAAAUUUCCGUGGUCAACUACCAGUUUACUUUUCACCAUUUACUUGCCCGACUGUCCGGAAUAUUAUAUCAAAAUUUCAGAUUCACAACCCCACGCAGUAUUUGAUGCGUCGCCGUCAAACAUUGACAAUUGAACUGCUAAAAGGCUUAAAAAAUCAAUGGUGGUCUUGCCUCUAUUUGUACUGGCAGCAUGAACCAUUAGAGUAGUUACGAAAGUUGUUAGCAGAUGGCAGUACUAUGCAUUCAUUUAAAACGUAACCUUUUUUGAGGCGUACCCAGUAUGCGUGACGUGUCCUGGGAUAGCAAAUUACUGCGUACGGGGUACGCAUUACGUAGGCAAAGGGUUAAGUGUACAGCGAUGACGUUUCAAGUGACUAAUAGCCGAUUAACUUCAGAUGGAAAUAGAUUGCAUAUACAUGUAAAUGCAUACUGUACUUUUCUUCAAGGUCUUGACGCGCGUUGUCUGGAAGCUGAGCAAUGUCAAUACAUUGAGGGUCAAGAUGCUGGUAAUGGGACUUUCCAGUGACUGCGACGGUUGAAAAUAGACAACAACUUCACUAUGAAUUACUGUGUGCUCUGUUUAAGCCAGGUGAGAGGCACGCCUGUUACAGUAAAAGAUUGGCUUAAUGUAUAGGUGUCCCUCGGUGCUGGCUCAAACUUAACACACAGCAAUUUGCCUUCCUUCAGGUGCGAGUGUAGAAGUCAACAUAGAAUUUUUUUUACUGCUAAAUAUCGACGGCUUAAUGUUUGGGAUUGAGACUUACAGAUUGAUUGUGAAAUUCUUUCAUACACUGCUAAUGAAAAAGGGAAACUGGUGUGCGAGUUUUUCUAAAUAGUCCUGUUUGUUAUUGAAUUAUUUUGACAAUAGUGUAUUAAUAGUAGUUGUACUUAGAUUCGUUUUGAGAACCAGUUCAAUUUGCCUAAUCUGGUUACAAAAAUGAAGGAAAGAAACAACUGGCUUUCUCAGAAAUCUCCACAGAUGUCAUGAUAUAUUAGUUUUCCCCAAUGUUUGAUUUUUUUUUUGGCUUGGCAACAAAUGUGCUUGAUUAUCACUAUGCUUUUGAAAAUCGUUGUAUUGUUUUAAAAACCAAUUUAAAAACUCAUUUUCAUAUCACUUGUAAAUUUCACUCUUUUCAGGUCAUUUGAAUGUCAUGUGUGGAAUAUUUUUUCUUGUUGUCACAUAAUUUCAUCACAAUGUACACAGAUCAUAAUGGUUGGGUUUAAAUGAAUUAUCUAAUUGCCCAAUUGAAUGACUUAUCUAUUUGCCCUUGGUUUUUGGGACAUUGCAAUUACAAGCUGCGUCGUAGGGCAGAAUCGGUUUUAAAAUAGACUGACCUACCGGUACAUCUGUCUUCAAAAGUUUACCACCCUUUAUUUGGGUUAAUGGGUGUGGUGAUUUAAAAGUCCUACUAGGCUUUGGAUGCACAUGGGUUAGGAGUAGGGAAUAAUAUAUUCUAUCGGGGUAAAUUUGGAUGAACUUUGUCAAUGUAAUUCUGAAUGCUUUCCUCUCCGACAUCCGUCAACUUUCUACAGAAAAUUUUUCCUCCGUUAGCAGUAGUGACAAUUGGCCUGUCAUAUCCUAGUCACCGACUUGUGCUUGCAAUCUUAAACGCCAGUGGCGUUCGUGAAAUAUUUGAAAUUUGUGAAUGAAUUUGAAAAUGUUCAAAUUGUGUAAAUAUUCACUGAAUAUAAAUUUCAACAGCGCCAUUAUGUAGACAGAUAUACAAAUGGAUACUAAAAUUCAGCAAAUUAGUCCGGAUAAUAACUGCCCUACGGCAUUAUGUAAAACUGGAUUUUUAUUUUCCGGGGCCUGUGAUUACGAACAGCGUAUCCUUUAAUGUCCUUGUACCUUAUGUUGGAUUGUUUAUUCCAUUCACUCGCAAUGCCCUCCUGGUUCACUAUGCUUGUAAUAUUGUACCUUUUAACCACAUUACGUGAUUCGGAGUAACCAUGAUGUAUAACACUAACUCUAACACUAAACUCUAACACUUUUGGAUAAUUUCCAUCAUUAGGGACAUAUCACUGAUAUCAACUGUGACCCGUUCUAGCAAAACCAGUCGUAAGAUUAGCCUAGAUGACACCAGGAGAUAAUAGAAGAAAUUGAUGUCGUCAGAUUUCACAAAAGGCAGACAAUAGUGAAAUGAACAACAGUCCAUCUCAGCCUGCCGAGCUCAGAGCGACACGCGCCUGGUUUUGCUGGAACGGGUCACAAUUGGAGACUUUCAGCCACUGUGGAUUUGUCGCAACUGUAAAAUUCUAUUGAAAAUUGUUGCGCUACCAAUCCCAUGUCGGUUAUUUUAAAAAGCAGUGUUGUACUGACUGCUUGCACAGUGCCGCCACCUUUUGCUGUGAGACUUCUCAUUCUUUCAGUGAUGAAACCAAAGUAAUGCCGAGAUGUGACAUAUCUGAUAUUUGGAGUUUUCCGUUUUUUUGCUGUUGAAAAAAGUUUAAUUUGACAACAGAAAUGGAAAGAUCAUUGACUUGGCUCUUGGCAUAGUUAUGCAAGUGAUAGCUGUUCCAACGACAACAUUUUCACGUGGAAAGUUAUUUCAAUUUUUUUGCUCUGAGCACGAUCACUGGGAAUAGAAUUCAGAAUUACAGCUAUUUAUUGAACUUUUGAAUUUAGUAAUGGUUCCUAUAAUCACUAACCUUCAUUUGAUUUAUAAAGCAUCAAUUGCAAAUUGUACGAUCUAUACUCAAUUCUUGGGUCAAGGUCAUCACAUCUAUGCGGUAUUGUAUCUCAUUAGGUGUAUCCUGCCGUCGUCCGGCAAGGUAUCGUUCUAUUGUAAAUACAGCUCACUAUUCUUAAUAA
Molecule: messenger RNA, 8311 nt
Organism: Lineus longissimus
Lineage: Eukaryota; Metazoa; Nemertea; Pilidiophora; Heteronemertea; Lineidae
Product: transmembrane 9 superfamily member 2-like
Exons: 14
Coding region: 117-2093 (658 amino acids)
Biological process (GO): protein localization to membrane
Cellular component (GO): membrane
Source: RefSeq, a predicted model, not a curated record